This is a messenger RNA of Amphibalanus amphitrite, 2375 nucleotides long. Its product is annotated as uridine 5'-monophosphate synthase-like. Lineage: Eukaryota; Metazoa; Arthropoda; Thecostraca; Balanomorpha; Balanidae. The coding region runs from base 124 to 1563 and encodes 479 amino acids. Gene Ontology annotation, biological process: 'de novo' UMP biosynthetic process; 'de novo' pyrimidine nucleobase biosynthetic process. The transcript is spliced from 10 exons. Gene Ontology annotation, molecular function: orotate phosphoribosyltransferase activity; orotidine-5'-phosphate decarboxylase activity. The record is from RefSeq and is a predicted model, not a curated record.
UUUGACUCCUAGCGCUGGUGAGGGGAGGUGCUGCUCUAUAGAUGGCCUUGGGUGCUGCUGCGGGAGGCACUCGGCUCGGUGGAUUUAUUUAUUUGACAUUACAGGCAUUGUCUCAGCAUCAAGAUGUCAUUUGAGAAGAGGCUGGAGGAUGUGAUUUUGAGGCUGUUUGAUGUGCAGGGAGUCAAGUUUGGACAGUUCACUCUGAAGAGUGGACUGGUCUCCCCCAUAUACUUUGACCUCAGGGUAGUAGUCAGCUACCCUGAGUUGAUGGAGGAUGUGGCUGACCUGCUGUGGGAGUGCCGCCCCAAGGACGCCCAGUUCACCUCGGUGUGUGGAGUGCCAUACACUGCCCUGCCUAUGGCCACCAUAGUAGCCACCAAACAGAAGCUGCCGAUGCUGAUCAGAAGGAAGGAGGAGAAGUCCUACGGCACCAAGAGGCUCAUCGAGGGCCACUUCAAGGAGGGCGACAACUGCUUCAUCAUCGAAGACGUCAUUGUCAGCGGCUCCAGCGUCUAUGAGACGGCCGUGUCGCUGCGCGGCUGUGGCCUGGAGGUUACCCACGCCGUGGUGUUCAUGGACAGACAGCAGGGCGCCACCAACAACCUCAAGAACCUGGGAGUCACCAUUAAAUCGGUGUGCGACAUGGAAUCGAUGCUGAAGAUCCUGCUGCGUAACAAGAAGAUCACUGAGGAGCAUGUGGACUCUGUGAACAGGUUCCUGAAGGAGAGCCAGGAGACCAUCAUCAGGAAACAGCCCGCAGACGGCGCCCCUGAUAAGGAGUCUGUGGGCCGCCUCUCGAUGUCGUUCGGUGACCGGGUGGCCACCACCUCGCAGCCGCUGGUGCGCCGCCUCCUCCGACUCAUGGAGGAGAAGCGCACCAAUCUGUGUGUGGCCGCCGACCUGAGCACGGCGCGGGACGUACUGCAGCUGUCUGACAAGGUGGGCCCUCACAUCUGUCUGCUGAAGACACACGUGGACUCGAUCUCUGACUUCACGGCCGAGUUUCCCAAACAGCUGACCGAGCUGGCUGAGCGACACAACUUCCUCAUCUGCGAGGACAGGAAGUACGGCGAUAUCGGCAGCACGUCUGCCGACCAGUACUCCUCUGGUCUGUUCUCCGUCAGCAGCUGGGCGCACCUGGUCACCGUGCACGCGUUGCCAGGCGACGGCCAGCUGACGGCGCUCUCGGACCGCGCCGCCGGCGCCGAGCGCGGCGCCCUGCUCGUGGCCGAGAUGUCCUCCAAAGGGUGUCUGGUCCAGCCCGCAUACACCGCCGCGGUGGUGAAGAUGGCCGAGGCACACCCGUACUUUGCCUGCGGGUUCAUCGCGCAGUCGUCGGUGACCUCCGACCCGCGGUUCCUGGUGCUGACGCCCGGCGUGAGCCUGGUCUCCACGGCCGACGGCCACGGCCAGCAGUACAGUUCUCCGGAGAGAGCAGUGGGGGAGAGAGGGGCCGACGUGGUGAUCGUGGGCCGCGGCGUCACCCGGGCGGAGGACCCGGCCGCCGCCGCCCGCGAGUACGCGCAGAGGGCGUUCGGUGCCUACCUGCAGAGGCUGAAGUAGCGGGAGAGUGGGAGGGAGAGACGGCAGAGGAAGAGAGAGAGAGAGAGGGAGUGAGGGAUGGCUAAGGAAGAGAAGGAGAGGAAGAGAGUGGACUUGAGUGAGAGCAGCUGGGUAGGGAACCAAUUGAGCGGAAGAUAGAGUUAAAAUGGGCAUCUAUUCUGAAUGUUUGAGAGCGAUGUGACAAAAUGCUCAAAACCAGGCUGUCGUGUCAUUCCCAUUAACUGGAACUAAUCUUUUUGUAGUUACGUCAUCGCCCAAAAGGGAGAAGUGCAAGUAGUUUUACUGUCAACAUAGGGAAAUUGGCUGUUAGGCCUGCAAGUUUUUACAAUUGCAAAGCAUGUUGGAGAUUCGGAAAAGUUCGUCAGUUCAGAACAUGCACUUAGAGCAUUGAAUAGCGGUAAUGUGAUGAAGUCAGAUGUUACAAACGCUGUGACACCGCUGUAAGUAAGCACAAGUGGUAACGAGGGUGCAAUCUCGACACAGUUGUAACUUUAUUCCGGCAAGCUUCCCCCGCCUGUCCCGGGGCAGACUCAUAGAUCGUCUUGGACUGGGUUUGGGAAACGUGUGGACUGUGGGGCUGUUGUGCAUUUAGAAUGGCUUGGAGCGGCGGCUCACAGUGACCAUGUAGAAAGGCCUGGUGAGUCCGCCAGUUGUGUUUUAGAUGGAUGUGCAAUUGUAUCAGGCCUUUGCUAAGGGCGUGAGAUCCCAACAUUCCGCACCCGAACGUUAUUCCAUUGUUAUUCCAUGGUUACCCAACUGUUAUUCCGUAUUAUCGACUUGGGCUUGGUUUCAUAAAGUGAUUCGAUGACCCG